AUGCUCUCCCCCACCACCCUCGCCCUCCUCGCCCUCCUCCCCACCACCCUGCUAGCAGAAGGCCUCUACAGCAAAAACAGCCCCGUCCUCCAAAUCGACGGUCGUUCCUUCCGCGACCAAAUCGAGAAAUCGAACCACACCUCCCUCAUAGAAUUCUACGCCCCCUGGUGCGGCCACUGCAAAAGCCUCCAGCCCGCCUUCGAAAAAGCCGCCAAAUCCCUCUCCGGUCUAGCGAAAGUGGGAGCCGUGAAUUGCGAUGCCGAGGAGAAUAAAGCCUUCUGCGGCACGAUGGGGGUGAAGGGGUUUCCUACGCUGAAGAUUGUCCGGCCUGGGAAGAAGGUGGGGAGGCCGAGUGUGGAGGAGUAUCAGGGGGGACGGACGGCGAAGGCGAUGGUUGAUGCGAUUGUGGAGAGGAUUCCUAAUCAUGUGGCGCGGUUGAAGGGGGCGGAGUACCUGGAUUGGUUAGAGGGGGAUAGGAGUAAGGCUAUUCUAUUCAGUGAGAAGGGGACGAUUAGUGCGUUGCUUAAGGCUUUGGCGGUAGACUUUUUGGGUGUGAUAGAUGUUGCGCAGGUUGGGAAGAAGGAGAAAGAAGCACUGGAGGUGUUUGAUGUGGGCAAGUUUCCUACUUUGGUUUUGAUUCCUGCGGAUGGUGGUGAUCCGGUGAAGUACGAGGGGGACAUGAAGAAGUCUGCGCUGGUGGAGUUCUUGUCCAGGGCUGGGACGCCAAAUCCGGACCCGGCGCCUGCUCAGAAGAACGCGGCGAAGAGUUCGACGAAGAGUGAUAAGUCGAAAGCGACCAAGUCUUCUUCCGCUUUCUCCAAGGCUUCGGCUUCACAUAGAUCCCAGGACUCGCAAUCAGCAAAAGCUAGCCAGACGAGUGAGACCCUGGAGGAUGCCAGCAAUCCAACCGAGUCACCGAGUCCGAACGUGGUGGACGACGAAACUCAAGUCCCCGUUAAACUCCCCGAGCCCGCCAUUCCGAUCUCCUCGCUCCCAGACGGCCUCUCCCUUCAGCAGAAAUGCCUCAAUACGAAAGCCGGAACAUGUAUCCUCGCCCUCUUACCCUCAUCGCUAGAAGAUCCUAAUGUCGCACGCGUUGUGGCUAGUCUAAGUGAAAUCCACCAUAAGCACGAACAAGCGAAGCGGAAUCUCUUCCCUUUCUACCAGCUCCCAGCCAGUAACAGCCAAGCCGCUGCUCUCCGGUCGAAACUCGCUUUACGACCAGAAGGCGUGGAAAUGAUAGCCGUGAAUGGCAAACAAGGCUGGUAUAGACACUACCCCAAAAUCUCCUUCACCCAAGCUGAAGUCGAAGAUUGGAUCGACGCCAUCCGCAUGGGCGACGUCGCGAAAUCUUCUUUACCGGAUGCUCUGGUCGUGCCGCUGGAAUCACUCCCUGCUGAGCCGGUGGUGCUUGAGGAGCCCUCUGCACCUCCUAUUCCUGUCGCGAGUGGGACGCCUUUGACAGAGGACGAGGAAGCGAAUGAGCAGCUCAAGAAGAAAUUGAAGGGUCAGUUGCCGGAGGGCAUGGGGUUUGAGAUGGAGGAGAUUAGUGAUGAGGAUUAUGAGCGGUUGCUGCGGCAUCCGGGGAGAUUGAACCCGGAGGAUGGAGGGGAGGGAGGGGGAGAGGGAGAGGGUGGGGAGCAGUUCGUGCAGGAAGGGGGGCAUGAGGAGCUGUAG
This is a messenger RNA of Recurvomyces mirabilis, 1677 nucleotides long. RefSeq lists its product as uncharacterized. Gene Ontology annotation, biological process: response to endoplasmic reticulum stress. Lineage: Eukaryota; Fungi; Ascomycota; Dothideomycetes; Mycosphaerellales; Teratosphaeriaceae. The transcript has a single exon. Bases 1 to 1677 code for a protein of 558 amino acids. Gene Ontology annotation, molecular function: protein-disulfide reductase activity. Gene Ontology annotation, cellular component: endoplasmic reticulum lumen. The record is from RefSeq and is a predicted model, not a curated record.